AUGGCCCGACGACGUGCAAGUCCUGCGACCGUGGGCUCGACGCCGGACGCCGUUGAGCACAUUGCAGGCUUUGUCCAGCACCACUAUACGAUCGUGCAGCUCUUGUCUGCGCUUCCAUCCUCGGCCAAGACGCCGGCGGUGACGGCCCUCGACGCCCUCCUCGUGACGGCGUCCGUGCGCGUGGCCUGGCCCGAGGUCCACAUACGCUUUGCGCCUAGUGCUGCGACGCUGCGUCAUCUUCUUGACGUCCAAGUCAUCGGUGUACGCGUGUGUUUGCAAGUCGAUGUCGAUGCAAACGGUCUCGCUCUCCUUCGCCGGCUGUCGCCCGUCGUGAACCACGUCUCGGCAUCGUUUCCGCGGACCAAGGCGGCGAGUGCAUUGCAGUCCAUUCUCGCCGCAUGCCCGCGCCUCUACAGCGCCGAUCUGCACGUUCAAACGUCCAUUGAGUCCUACGCGUUGUUUGAUCGUCUGCCGCUCUCGGGACUUGCCGAGCUCACGCUGCGUGGCGCGAUGCCAGCGUCCAUGGUCAUCGACGUCAUCGCCAUGCUCGCCAACGGGCGCAGCAAGCGCUUGCACCUCUUUGAAGUCACGUUUUCCCAGCUCUCGGCGGACGCAGCGGUCGCCUUGUGUGACGCCAUGGCCGCGAGCACAAGCUUGACCGAGCUUGCGCUGGACAAGGUGUCGGGCGUCGACGAGCGCUUUCUGGAGCAACGGAAGCUGCCGCCCAAGCUGCGUCGUCUCCAGCUCUCAGCCUUCUUCCUCGAUGUACCCUGGCGCGAAGGCGACUGGCGACGCGAAGCGAUCGAGCACUACGCAGCCAUCCUGCCGUUCGCGAGACACCUCGUCGAGUUUUCGAGUUGGCUCGUGACGCACAUCUCGCGUGACGCACCCAUGGGCUCGUUCUUCCGUCAGCUCAAGGUGCUAGAGCUUCUGCGGGACCCGCGUAUCACGCCCUCGUGGCCUCACAUGCUGUCGCUCUUGCCCGAGCUACCAUCGCUCCAGGAGCUUCGCAUGACCAACUGGUACAUCCGUGACGACACGAUGGGCAAGAAUCUCGCGAACGCGCUGCAGCACUGCUCCCACCUGCGGUAUUUGAGUAUUUAUGUGGACUACAACUUUUCGACGACGUGGCUCACGCAGAUCGUGUCACGCAAACUGACCGGAUUGACGCUGCGCGUCGCUCGGUGUACCGGCCCGCGCCUCGUCCAGCUUGUCAAGAUAAUACUCGCAAGUUCGUCUUCGCCCUUGCGCUGGGUCGCGAUUGAAAAGCAGUUCUGGGCCAUGAGCGAGCGCGCAACGACCACCAAGCACCUCAAUGCUGCCAACGCGACGCUUCAGUACGUCGAGUGGAGCCGCACCGAAGACCAGAAGCGAGCCAACGUCAGCUACUGGGACGACAAAGCCAUGGGUGACAACCGUCUCGUCGUGUUUUGCCGCUCCAAGCCAUGAGACUCUAACGUUGCAAGUCACAAAAGGCAAUCAUUUUUCCGC
Saprolegnia parasitica CBS 223.65 is the source of this 1491-nucleotide messenger RNA. RefSeq lists its product as hypothetical. The transcript has a single exon. The coding region runs from base 1 to 1449 and encodes 482 amino acids. The record is from RefSeq and is a predicted model, not a curated record. NCBI's taxonomy places the organism in Eukaryota, Oomycota, Saprolegniomycetes, Saprolegniales, Saprolegniaceae.